UCUUCCUCCUCCUCCUCCGCCGAGCUGCCCUACUUUUGUCCUCGCUGUGGCGACGAGUGUCGGUUCUCGUCCGUACCUGAGCUUCGCGCUCACCUGGUCAGCCGACACACCUACGAGACCCUGCUGGUGCUUUCACAGACUCGGGUUAGGAGCUCCAGACCUGGAACUCUCCUCCCACUCCCCGGCCCUGCUGUAUCCCAAAAUCAGAGCUCUUCUCUGGACAUGGAGCCCCACAGCCUCCCCCUGCCGCUGGCCUGCCUGGAUCUGGCCUCGUCAUCCGCCUCGGUUCAGCUGCUCAGGGAAAUGUUCAGCCCGUCAGAUCGCGCUCUUCCUACCUCCUCAGGACAUACAGAGGACCCCUCCACUGCUCUGGCUCUCCCCGGCUCUUUGGAGCCUUUUACUGGGAAGAAUCUGGGCGAGCUGGGAGUCCAGCUGGGCCUGGAGUUCGGGCUGUCGGUGGGGAUCGGGCUGGAGGAGAGGCUCGGGCUGGGACUGGAUCGGAAAAUCGCCCGGACCUUCGCAGAGGUGGAGGAGAGGGUGACCCGGCGCGUGGGCCGACUGAGGGUGGAGCUGCAGAGGAGGGACACGGAGCUGGAGAGAGAGAAGAGAGACGGAGAGCGACUGAGGAGAGAGAAACAGGAAGUGGAGGAGAGGGCGACGUUCCUGUUCAGACAGGUCUCUGCUGCCAUGGAGAUGAUGGAGAGAUUAAAGAACGACCUGGAGGGAAAAGAAAAGAAGCUGAUUGAACGACAACAAGAGAUGGUGGACAUCGAGCAUUUUCUGAGAGAGACGGCAGAGAAAGAAGCUGCAGCCAAAUCCAGACUGCAGGUUUUCAUCGAGACGUUGUUGGAGCGCGCCGACCGAGCCGAGCAACACUUACUGCUGCUCAGCUCUGACACACACCAACACAACCAUCACUACACACACCGCCACGACAAACACACACACCCGGAUGCGUACGCCGACCCGUACGCACCCACACCCGGCCGAGUGGGACGCAGUCUGGACGGCAGCACCGACGACAUCAUCACGAACAAGAUGCAGGGAACGUUCAGCAACCGGAGGAGUUACAGUGUUUCAGGCUCCUACAAACUGGGAGAGCAGCUGUACAGCCACCAUCACUACAGCAGUCUUUCAGGUCGAAUGAGGACCUUGUCUCUGGGUUCGGGGGGGUGGGACGGAGACGGUGGGUCGGCCCAACACCUCCACCACUCCCAACACCAUCACUUCGCUCCGUCCUCCUGGUGUCGGAGAGACAGAGGAGGAGACGUGAGGAGAGAGAGGCAGUGGCCUGGGGAGGGAGGAUGGGGGGGUACGUGGAGUAAAAGAGGCCGACGUCACUACAGCACAGAGGAAGAAGAAGAGGAGGAGGAAGACGACGAAGAUGAAGACGAGGAGGGUUUAUGGAGCAGCACUGAGAUGAGGAAGCUCGUCUUCGCCAGGACUCACACACCUGGAUCGGACAUCCUCUCCUCCCUCAACUCCACCCCCUCCCGUUGUCACGGUAACCGUCAGCUGGUCGCGGACACCCUGAGGCUGAGGGCGGGGCUCUUCUGCGUCUUCCCGUAUUUGGACGUGCGCUCGUUGCUGCGUGCGGCCGAGGUGUGCUCCGAUUGGCGGUUCGUCGCCCGUCACCCGGCGGUCUGGACGCGACUCCGCCUGGAGAACGCCAGAGUGUCAUCGGAGUUCCUGACCACCCUUUCUCAGUGGUGCACUCAGACUCAGUUGGUGGUUCUCGACAACCUGAAACCUCGAAGCAGACGAGCCGAUGAGACGCGAGAGGAUUACCACAGAAACACACGAGGCAGUGUGGAGCCGGGGGUGGAGGCCCUCCUGAGGUCAGCAGGUGGCAGUCUGCUCCACCUAUCCGUGACUCAGUGUCCUCACAUCCUCACCGACAGGACGAUGUGGCUCGCUAGCUGCUACUGCAGGAACCUGAACACCCUGACAUACAGGAGUUCUUCAGACCCUCUCGGUCAUGAGGUCCUCUGGGCUCUGGGUGCAGGCUGCAGGAACAUCAGCAGCCUGCAGGUGGCGCCGGCUCACCCCUGCCAACAGCCGACUCGUUUCGGAAACCGUUGCCUGCAGACGAUUGGUCGAUGCUGGCCCCUCCUCCGCUCGCUGUGUGUGGGCGGAGGCGGCUGUGGCACUCAGGGAUUGGCUGCUGUUGUGCGUAGCUGUGCUCACCUCCAGAUGUUGGAGUUGGAGCGUAUUACCGACCUCGGCCUGCAGGCGGCGACAGAGCUGUGCAAAGUUGGACUAGAGAGUCUGGAGACGCUGAUCCUGACACACACACCUGUCAGCGGGCAAGCCAUCCUGCACUUCCACAGUGUGUGUGAGAACAUCAGGUCCAUCGUGGUCGAGGUCUCAGUGGCUGAUUACUUUGAGGAGCCGGACACUCAGGAAGCUCAACACCUGUUUGAAGAGAUUGUCGGCACUCUGAAGGUUCUUCAGAAGCGUCCCGGCCUGUGUGACGUUCUGCAGGUUAAAGCUGAUGGAUGCUGCUGA
This is a messenger RNA of Scomber scombrus (Atlantic mackerel), 2508 nucleotides long. RefSeq names its product F-box only protein 41. NCBI's taxonomy places the organism in Eukaryota, Metazoa, Chordata, Actinopteri, Scombriformes, Scombridae. The record is from RefSeq and is a predicted model, not a curated record. The transcript has 15 exons. Gene Ontology annotation, molecular function: protein binding. The annotation marks the transcript as partial.